This is a messenger RNA of Momordica charantia (bitter melon), 2245 nucleotides long. Its product is annotated as TLD-domain containing nucleolar protein. Lineage: Eukaryota; Viridiplantae; Streptophyta; Magnoliopsida; Cucurbitales; Cucurbitaceae. The record is from RefSeq and is a predicted model, not a curated record.
ACGACGUGCAUCGGUUCUGGUUUACCAGUAAUCAAAAAGAAUAAUAUAAUCAAUAAUGAAUGGAAGGAAGAAGAAGCAGGCGAUACGGUGGAUCAGUGAACGGUGAAAGUUUUGGUCCAGUCGCCGAUGAAGAAGCCAUCGCACUCAAGACGUUGACGGUGCACUCAACCAGCAUUUCACCGGAGAUUUGGAUACCCGCGUCCAUGGCAUUAGGAUUAAGAUUCGAUUAGUGCUCAAUUUCUCGCCAUCAGGUACAUUUAGUUGAAAAAUAAUCAAUAACUGGAUAAACAUAUUUGUUUUAUUCCCAAUAUUGUUGGACGAAAAUGGGAGCAUCAAACUCAACAGAGAAAGAGGUUCCUGAUGACCAAAAAGAGGCUGAAGCCCUAGCAGCUUCAACGGGGGUUCUUCCUCAGCUGCAGAAGGCAUUUUCUAAGCUGGCGGAUCCCCAAACAAAUGCAAUUCCCUUAGAGGCCUUACAGAAAUGCUUCUGUUUACAUUAUGAGAACCGAACACAAGAAACAUCUGCCAUGCCUGAAUCCUUUCCGGCCAUACUAGAUCAAGUGGGUUUAACAAUAACUGAACUAUUUUUCAUUCCUGAGGAAGGAGGAGUUACCUGGGUUGAAUUUCUUAAGGGCUACAGCAAAUGUUGUGGAAAAACAUCUGCAUCAGUUUUGCUCAAUACAUUAAUUAGGGUUUUCGAUGCUACAAUGGUAAAGAUAGGACUCCCUUCGAAAUUGGAGUUUGUUUCUCAUGAGGACGAAUUUAAGAUGAGUGGUUCCCUUCUUCCCAGUGAUGUUCUUAUUUUUCUAUGGAUGUGUUGGACUAUGUCUUGGGAUUCUAGAACUUUCAAAUUCUCAGGUUCAAAUUCAAAUUUAUUGUUGCCGGAUAUUAAUAAUCUGGUGCUGUCAUCGGUGACAUCAUGUGCUGAAGUUGGCAAUACUGUAAACGUUUGGGAUUGCAAUAUAGUAGGUUUGGCAGUUGAAGUACCUGUAGGAGCAUUUCUUACUUGGGCAAUAAAAACUGUUCCAGAUCUCCCAGAUGGAUUUUUACAAUUUGUACAUGCAAGAAUUCUAGAAGCUCCUACUCGAGAGGAUGGAGUGGAGUCAUCAAGUUCAUCAGUUGUGGAUAAUGCCUCACCUGAGACAUCCAGCUCUUAUGUUCUCACCCCUGGAACGGCAUGGGCAGUUUCACUUACCCAAAGAGGUGCCAUAAGGGAAGAGAUAUCAAAAAUAUGUUUUUGUAGCAAUGGUGAUGAAAGAUAUGAACACUUACUUUAUAGGUCCUCACUGCAUGGGAGAGGCUUGAAUAGAUUCUGGUCGAAUGUUGAAGGUUAUCAGGGUCCUUUGUUUGCGGUUGUUCAUGCCACCUCGAGAAACACUCAUGACGAUUGCACCAAUGAAUUGAAAUGGACUAUUGGUGCACUGACAUUCCAGGGUUUUGAAAAUAGGGAUCAGUUUUAUGGAAGCGGAGGAAAUAUCUAUGCUGUUAGUCCAGUUUUCCAUGUAUAUUCAGCGACUGGGAAAGAAAAUAACUUCGUCUAUAGCCACUUGCAACCUUCUGCAAGGGUGUAUGAGCCACAUCCAAAGCCCAUUGGAAUUGCAUUUGGAGGAACUAGUGGAAAUGAGAGAAUAUUCAUCGAUGAAGAUUUUGCCCGAGUUACUGUUCGCUAUCAUGCGGUUGACAAAACUUACCAGCCUGGUCCUCUCUUCCCAGAUCAGGGUUUUUUGCCUGUUGAAGCUUCCAUUUUAGAAGUGGAAGUUUGGGGAUUUGGCGGCUCUGCUGCCAAGAAAAUUCAAAAUUCGUAUAAGAAGAGGGAGGAACUUUUCACUGAGCAGAGAAGAAAGGUGGAUUUGAAGACAUUUGCGAAUUGGGAAGAUUCGCCGGAGAAGAUGAUGCUAGACAUGAUGUCGGAUCCAAAUGCAGUUCGCCGAGAAGACCGUUAGAUUAAAGAUGAGAUGUUUUCGUCGCUCGUAAAGCUGCUUGUGCUUGAUGCUCUCUACAUUUGUCACUAUCAGCAGCAUGUUAUGGAUGGCGGCUGUACAUAGAUCUACAAACUGCAAACUAUAUAUAUUGGUGGGUAAUGUUUCACAAUAAAUCUUUUACAUGCUUUGCCCUAAGAUGGCUGUGACCAUCUGACUCUUGAGAGGGAGUUUGAGAAUAGUGUUUUUCAUUGUUCAUAAAUGUUUCAAGGGUCAAUUUCUGCCAGAAGCAUUUAUAAUCAUAUAAAUUCGAAAUUUUCUUUUAA